Messenger RNA from Tetranychus urticae (two-spotted spider mite), 1183 nucleotides. RefSeq lists its product as uncharacterized. Lineage: Eukaryota; Metazoa; Arthropoda; Arachnida; Trombidiformes; Tetranychidae. The record is from RefSeq and is a predicted model, not a curated record.
UUACUGCGCAUGUAUACAUUGUUGCACAGCAACGAUAAAUCAGCUGUUUGUAUAGACAUAGACAUCGUUCUGACGUGUUAAAUAGAUCAAAUUGUGAUUGAUUUCUUCAUCUUUAAUCAACAAAAUGAAUUGUUUAAUUGCUUUAUUUCUUGUGUUAAUGUUGUCAGGAGGUGAAAAUGAAGUGGCAGCAUCACCAGCCUCAUCAACAACUUCUAAUCAACUCCAAAUUGAUGAACGAACGACGAAUGAGGAAAAUGACCAGGAAAUGAAUGACCAGGAAGGUGGACAGGAGGAUGAACAGGAUGGUGGACAAGGUAAUGAGCAAUCUGCAAUAGACAAUGAAUCAACACCUUCGACUUCAACUGGAAGAAUCCGUCAUCUCGGACUUCUUCAAUUUCAAAAGUCUACACCAAAAGGUCCAGUAUUUUGUAGAGUAGGUUGCACUAAAUCUUUAUGGAAAGUGAAAAAAAUCAUUGGUGUUUGGGUUAGUAAUACUGGUAACGCAUUAAUCAAAUUCAAAUGGGGAAAAAUGUUUUGUACACCGGAAUCAAUGCAUGAUAUGGGUGAUCUAGAUCAAUACCCACAACUAACAAAAGAAGAGGUGGUCGAAGAUGCAGAGUGUUAUGAGGAGGCGGAAGCAGCUGCUAUUGAAGAAGUUAAAAAACAUCCAAUUGUAUUCCAAUGUGAUUAUUGCAAUGGUACCUUCAAUGCUUUGAAAGGAUUAAAGGAACAUCUCUUUGGUGUCGUAAGAGAAGGAAACGGUAAAAAUAGGUAUAGAGUGGUGUCCUGUCCUCAAAGAUUUGCGCGAGACAAAGUGACUGGAUAUGAGAGAUUAAAAUGUCCGGUAAAACUUAAUCAAAAUCAUCCCGUUAAAAAGAAAGUUUGGGCCUGGGUUUAUUGUCAGGAUGAUUCUUUGGUAAAACCGAAUGGUGAUUUUGAUGUUCCACCUAAUAUACAAGCGGAAUGGGACAAAGAAUUCAACAAACCAAAACUUGUACGAAAAAGUCAAAGAAACAAGAAAUAAUUCUGUCUUUUUCCAAGAUUUAAAUUCUUAUUUUUCAUAACAUUUUAUACUGUCUUUUUAUGAUCCAAUUUUUACUUUUCUUUUUAUAAUCAAUCAAUUAUGCUUUUCAAUUAUGCUUUUCAAUGUAUUCUCUCUAACUUGUAUUCGCAGCCUUAAAAC